CCUGUGGCGAUCAGGUUGCGUCAGCUGCGACGCUGACGUGGCUCCCGGAAGUGGGGCUGGCGCAGGGCCGUCAUGUUGCAGCAGGACAGUAAUGAUGACACCGAGGAUGUUUCCCUGUUUGAUGCAGAAGAGGAGACAGCUAACAGACCAAAAAAAUCCAAGAUCAGACACCCAGUGGCAUCAUUUUUCCAUUUAUUCUUUCGAGUCAGUGCAAUUGUAGUCUAUCUUCUCUGUGAAUUGUUCAGCAGCAGCUUUAUUGCCUGUAUGGUGACAAUUAUCUUGUUGUUGUCAUGUGACUUUUGGGCAGUCAAGAAUGUCACAGGUAGACUCAUGGUUGGUCUGCGUUGGUGGAAUCAUAUAGAUGAAGAUGGAAAAAGCCACUGGGUGUUUGAGUCCAGGAAGGCAUCUGCUCAAGAGAGUAAAACUGUUUCCGAGGCUGAAUCAAGAAUCUUUUGGUUGGGACUUAUUGCCUGUCCAGUGCUGUGGGUAAUAUUUGCCUUUAGUGCACUCUUCUCCUUCAGAGUGAAGUGGUUGGCAGUGGUUAUCAUGGGUGUGGUGCUACAAGGUGCCAACCUAUAUGGUUACAUCAGGUGCAAAGUGGGCAGCAGGAAGAAUUUAACCAACAUGGCUACAUCUUAUCUCGGAAAGCAGUUUUUAAAACAAAACACCGGAGAUGAGCAGACUUCCUGAAGAGAGUGAGAGCAAGUUCACGUGUCCUGUUGUACUGGGGAACAGCUGAAGAGAUUCUUGACUCUGAGGCUUUUGGAACUCAGUACAUGUUGCAAAGAGGAGUGUUGGGUUUGUUUUUCCGGUUUAAAAUUUACUUUAAAAAAAUGGAAAGUUUAGUUUUCAUAUCAAGUUUUUAUUCUCUUUCUAGCACUUUGGGGCUUGAAAGUAUGGUGUGGCCAGGAACAUUGUCAGAAUUGGUUCCUGGCUUAUACAUGUAUGCACAUAGUCCUGUAAUGUCCAUAUACCCUAAAUUACUGAAAGUGCGUUCGUGUACGUACGUAAUGGAGACCUUUGCAUUUGGAUCUGUAGAAUAUAGGAGGAUGUUCUCGGUCUGUCUCAGAAAUCUAGGUGUGUACAUAUUAUUUCUGUAGAUUAUUGUCAGAAGAAAGUUUUGCUUCCAUGGGAAGAGUGAGCACUUUGGCCUAUGUGUAAGUUAGAAAUAAUUGUUAAUUUUACAACUUAAUGAAUACUUUGUGAUGAAACGUCUUAUCUUAGUCACUCACAGGCAGGUAAAAAACAAAUUUGGGCCAAUGGUUAACUAGUUUGUAAAUUUUAUUUUUAUUCGUAAUAACUCAUGUCCUUAAGGCCCAGCUAAUGUAAAUGGAAUUUUCAUAGUUUAUGGUUAGGGGAUUCCUUAGAGAUUGCUGCUGUUCUAUUUAUUUUUUGGAAGGGAAAGUCAGAUUUUACUUUAGAACUCCUAGAAGCUCUUCAGUGGGCCUUGGCCUAAUGAAAUCUAUCUUUUAUCACUAAAAGAGUAUUAUUCUUAUGUCAUAGUGAGAAUGAUCAUUUAAAUACUUGGCAUAAUAAAUGCCUAAAAGACAUUUUAUUGUAUGAAUCUAUUUUUUUUUCUUGCUAUAAUGGGGAUAUUGUAAAUCAUGCCUUUGUAUUAAUGGUAUUUCUUAAAGCAAUAUAUGUCACCAAUCUACAAGUGGUUGUAGGAGUCUAUAAAUUCUGUUGUAGGUUCUGUAAACUUUGUUGGUGUCUUUUAACCAGCAGAUUAUUUUGUGGAAUGUAUUUAUACAUUGUUAAAAAUUUUAAAAAGAUGUUUAAUUGAAUAAGUGUCUUUAUUGGAGUGAUAGCUUUUGAAGGUGCAUAAUUUUAUAUUUGUAUAAAACCCUACCGUUUACAAAGCACUUCAACAUGUGUAAUUUCCUUUCAUCCUCACGACAAACUGGUUAUGUGUGAUAUGUGUUUACAGCUGAUGAAACUGGCUUUUAGGUUUAUUGAGUGCUUUGUCCAAGGAAACACAGAUUACGGGAAGACCCGCCAGGAUAUAUUAUGGUUUUUAGAGGAAAUAUUUGUCUCUGAAUAUCUUUUGCUUUCUUAGGGAUCAUUAAUUUACUAAGUGUUUCUUUGCCCUUUUGCUUAUACUCAUCUGGUGAGGCAGUCGAUACUGCCUAAAGACGUGUGUUGAAUCGGAAAGCUCUAAAUUAAAUCUUUAG
Messenger RNA from Callorhinus ursinus (northern fur seal), 2171 nucleotides. It is a transcript of the gene TVP23C, whose product is annotated as trans-golgi network vesicle protein 23 homolog C. NCBI's taxonomy places the organism in Eukaryota, Metazoa, Chordata, Mammalia, Carnivora, Otariidae. The record is from RefSeq and is a predicted model, not a curated record. Gene Ontology annotation, biological process: protein secretion; vesicle-mediated transport. Gene Ontology annotation, cellular component: Golgi membrane.